UAGCAAUUUCAUCUUCCCAAACGUGAUCUCCUUUAACAACUGUGAGCGCUCAAAUGCCUGUUGCCAGGUUACCGUCCAGCACUGUGAAAAGCGGGAUUGUGUACGCGAGCAGCAUGGAGAAGCACCGCUGACUUGAGCCCGUCUCUAAAUAAUGAAUCACCGAUGCAUUCAGAAUAGGGGAACGCGAUGAAUAGGCGAGUGUGAUCGGGAUCGAAUCCGCAGCGUUGGAGCCAGGGGAAGCCAUGCAGCUCCAGUCUGCAGCACAAUGCAAGGUGUCCGGCUUCAUACUGAAUGAAAGAUGCGCCCUGUCUUCGAAAAUGGAAGUCCACCGUGAGCAGAGUAUCUGUCAGGCACGGGCUGCUGUCAUGGUAUAUGACGACGCCAAUAAGAAGUGGGUUCCGGCUGGUGGAUCUACAGGCUUUAGUCGAGUCCACAUCUAUCACCACACUGGCAACAACGCCUUCAGAGUAGUGGGCCGUAAAAUUCAGGACCACCAGGUGGUAAUAAACUGUGCCAUUCCAAAGGGGCUCAAAUACAACCAGGCCACACAAACGUUUCACCAGUGGCGAGAUGCACGGCAGGUGUAUGGCCUUAACUUUGGCAGCAAAGAGGAUGCCAAUGUAUUUGCCAGUGCCAUGAUGCAUGCCCUGGAGGUGCUGAACUCUCAGGAUGCAGGUCCCCCGAUGCCAAGACAGACCCCUCAGGUGCAGAAUGGCCCAUCACCAGAGGAGCUGGAGGUGCAAAGAAGGCAGAUGCAAGAGCUCCAGCGUCAGAAGGAGCAAGAGAAGGACCGACUGGAGCGAGAACGGCUAGAACGAGAGCGCCAGGAACGAGAGAUGCUGGAACGGGAACGCGCCGAAAGGGAACGUCAAGAUCGGGAGCGUCAGGAGAGAGAUCGACUGGACAGGGAACGUGCCGAGCAGGAACGUCAGGAGCGCCUGGAGCGUGAGCGUCAAGAGCAGGAGCAGCUGGAGCGAGAACGCCAGGAACGGGAGCGCGCCGAGCGGGAGCUGAUGGAGAGAGAGCGUGCCGAGAGAGAGAAGCAAGAAAGGGAGCACCAAGAGCAGCUGGACAGAGAGCAGAUGGACUGGGAGAGAGGGAGACGCAUCUCCAACGCCGCAUUUGAAAGCACCCUCUACACUCCUCCGCCUCCCGAAUACAACAAGACCACCUCCUCCACACCCGUGUCUCCUUCCACACCCAGCUACCCACCACCAACGCCAUUGCCCUCCACAGCCACUCCUCCGACCCCGCCCCUGCGCCACUCUGCGUCCCGAUUCGCCACGUCGCUUGGCUCCGCCUUCCACCCGGUCUUACCUCAUUACGCCACCGUACCCCGAAGACAACCCGCCCGGCCCACACCGCCGCCCCGCCCGGCUCCUCCUCCAGCACCGGCCUCAAAAUCCGUAGUCUGGUCAGCUAACAACUUCACACCCCUACCGCCCUCGCCUCCGGUCAUGAUCAGCAGCCCUCCAGGAAAGGCCACGGGUCCUCGCCCGAUGAUUGCGAUCCCGGCCCCUAGUCCGCUCUCCCAGAAACCCCCCUCGCCCAUCUCAGCACCCAAUGGGCCGCCCACCUCGCUUCAUUUCCACACCUCGUCACCCGUCUCGGGUCAGCCGUUCUCUUCGCCCCCGACGCCACCCCCUCCGCCGCCCCUGUAUUCCCCCUCGCCCACCUUGCCCAUCGCUCCCCUUGUGUCUUGUCCCUCACCCCUGCCUGCUGUUCUCCCUUCUCCUUCCACAGCCUUCCCUGCCUCUGCUGAGCACUCUGUAAACUCUGGGUUGGGAGACUCCUGCUCCUCUGCUCCAGAGCCGCCCACUCAGCCUGCUGACUUCCCCAGCCAGCCGGGUAAGGCCUCUUCUGUGGAUCCCGACCCUCCACCCCCACCACCUCUCCCUCCCGGUUCCACUGUGACUCCCACCACUGCUGGACCUCCGCCACCCCUGGUCCCCUCCUCCUCCCCACCACCUCUGCCCCCGCUUACCCCAACAGGUCCACCCCUCCCCGGCCCACCGCCUCCACCCUCAGGCCAGGCCCCACCGCCAGCACCACCUCCCCCGGCCCCACCUUUGCCCUCGGGUCUGUUCACCCCCUCGCCCACCACAGACGAGAACAAGGGCCUGUCUGGGCUCGCAGCUGCCCUUGCUGGAGCCAAGCUGAAGAAAGUGCCAAGGAGUGAUGAGCCCCUGGCUCCAGCCGCAGGAUCAGCGGUGAGUUCUGGUGGUGCUAAGCCUGAGGCGUCCCGUGGAAAUGGUCCUUUACCUGGAGGAGGAGGUCUGAUGGAGGAGAUGAGCGCCCUGCUGGCCAGGAGGAGAAGAAUUGCUGAGAAGGGAUCAUCACCAGAGCCUGAGCAGAAAGCUGAUGACAUUGAGGCUACCAUAACUCCAAAAGUGUCAGCCUGUAGCACACCAGAUAUGCCCAGAAAGCCUUGGGAGAGGACAAACACCAUGAAUGGUAGCAAAUCACCAGUCAUUGGAAGACCAAGGUCUACACCAACUCCUACCGGAUCCAUAAGUGCCAAUGGGGUGCCAACAGAAGCUCUUGACUACGACAGAUUGAAACAGGACAUUCUAGAGGAGAUGAGAAAGGAACUAUCGAAGCUGAAAGAAGAACUUAUUGAUGCAAUCAGGGAGGAGUUGGGGAAGUCAAACUCUGCAUAGGAGAAUGAGAUGCACCUGUAUUUUUUAACCACAAUCUGUCACUUCAGAGGUCAGCUUCAGUUUAAGACACUUUCUCAAAAGCAAUGAAAAUGGAAAAUUACAGUUUUAACCAGUGGUGAUCACAAUAACCAUGAUAAUUGAGAGGAUCUGUUGAGUACGAUGCUGGGACAGACAAAAGUUUUGAGCGUGGGGGCACGGGAGGCGUAACAGCGAGAGGAUAACCAGACGCCUCGAAACGACGCCAUCCACCAAAAGCCCCGUCUUGAAGGGGGUCAGGACACAGUCUUAAGGAAGUGACUGUCGGUAUGCAACGGAUGACUUUUACUGUGGAAAGAAAAUGAUGAAAAAAAGACAAACUAUUACUGAAUUACAUACUGUAUUAACCAUUGAAGAGUGAAAUUGUAAAUCAAGCAGAUGACAUUCAUUCUACGGCACAUUGUUUAGCAAAGGGCAGGCUUUGUUUAUGAAUUUAGGUGGUGGUGAAGUAACGUUAACGAAGUUGGCCUUGUAUAGAGCAAAACCUUGAAUCUGGCCAACCACAUGAGUAUGGUCUCUUGCUGCAGGACUCUAAAGCUUGUCUUCCUACUAUUUUAACCAGAUUAUGUACAUUAAAAUGAUGACGAAAUAAACAUUAUACCUGCAAGUCAUUCAGUCAACCUGUUCUAAUGUACGCCAUGACCACAUCAGGUAGCUUACUUGCUCUUUUGGUCGGUUUCCAUUAUUCUUCUCUUUUCAAACGUGAAUGCUCAACAGGCUGUCUCUAAUGAGCCACUGUUAUCUGUAUACCUUCGUCUUGUGUGUUCGCUAAGUGUUCGGAAAGAUCACGAAGGACAAUGCCUUUCUACUGUACAUCGUUGUAGCUCUCUACCAAAAUCCUCUCAGCCAAUCGAAGUUAUGUUGACGGCAACGUCAGCUCAGACCGUAUCUGUAGAUAGUGCUAACCAGAAAUACUAUGAACUUUUUAUUCACCGUAGGCUCUUUUCAUAUUUCUUUCAAUUUCAGUGCAUGUCUUCUUAUGAUUGGUAAGGGAAAAAUGGUUGCCACGAAAAAUACUUUAGUUUUCAGUUCAUAAGCAAUAAGUGUAGCAUUGUUGCAUUUUUUUUUGUCUCUCUCUCUCUCUCUAUCUCCAUUUUUUUUUUUUCUUUAAUCGUCCACUCUGCCCUCAAACUGUGGAUGAAUUAUGUUCUCCAUACGCAUUCUCAAAAUGCAGUUCACAACGGACACCUCUUUAUAGCCAUAAUAAAUUAGCAGGGGUUUGACAUUUUGCUCAUUUUACUUUAUUUUCGGGACUCGAAAGAUCACGUAUGGCUACUUAUUAAUUUUUGCAUGGGCUGUUUACCAACUAAUCUAGUCAGGAGUAUCUAUGGAGGGCCAAGCAGCACAUCACAGCUUUUCGAAUGAUUUAGAUUUUUUAAUUUUUUUUUCAUUUGUCAGUCAUUUAUGGUUAAACCCCUUUCUACACACUGGAAGGCACUCAGCUGUGUUUUUCAGAGGGGUUUUGUCUUCAAACACGCUUUUAUUAGGGAUCUUUAUAUGCUUUUUAAGACCAUAUGAAGUGUGAUUAUAGGCUGUGCAAAUUUUGAGGAGAUAACUGAAAACAUGAAUUUGUGACGUUCUCUCCAAUCAGAUCUUUCCUGGGUUAUCCCUCCACCCCCGCCAUGCUCACUUGUCAAUCCUUUGCCAUUUCUUUUCACUUCCUAACCAUCACUCGAAAAUAAUCUCUCAAGGAAUCAGAACGUUUGUAUAGAGUGUUUACAGCAUUGAUUGCACUUUAAAAACCCGUAGAAGUUCAAAUGAUUCUAUUGUUGAUAAGAUGGCCGUCACUUUGUGGUCGGCUCUACCACCAAAGCGAAACCAUAAUCUCUAGAACGUCACAAUCUCCUGAUCCACCUUUGUUUCGACAACAAAUUGGUCUUUAGGUUAAGCAGGUAAAAGGUUUGAUCAGGGUUGAUUCAUUCCUGGAUAAACCUGUUUGUUGAUCUUCAUGGUUUGUGCCUUGUUCGGAAGUUGCAUUUGAUAUGUCAAAAAUGUAAAAGCUUAUAUAUAGAGAGUAUUAAUUUAGGGCCUGCCAUAACUUUAUUCAUUUGAUUUGCAUUUUGCCUCAGUGAGUUCAAAAGGAAGCUUUUACCAUCUUUGUUUAAAAUCAAACAUGCAUUCACAUUCUUCUCUCAGUGUCAUUUUUCUGUUGCAUUACAGUGUGGUUUGUUUUAUGGUUAAGACCAUGUAUGCUGGUGGGAUCUGAGAAACUGAUCUUUGUUCUCGUGGAAAUCAGUUGGAAAAUGUUGGCAAAAGGUUGAUGGAGACUCGAUUAUGAGCAGACUGUGCUGGUUAGAUUCAACUGAAUGUCCUUGUAAUGCAACUUUCAGUUUCCUUAUCUUUCUAUUUUAUCGUUCAUGUUGUACCAUACUGUUUUCAUGUUAAUUAGAAGUUUCUUACAUGCUAACAUUGUUUUGUUUGAGCAAAUUAAAUAAAAAUUGCAAUACA
Messenger RNA from Puntigrus tetrazona (Sumatra barb), 5144 nucleotides. RefSeq names its product ENAH actin regulator (gene enah). Gene Ontology annotation, molecular function: profilin binding; SH3 domain binding. Lineage: Eukaryota; Metazoa; Chordata; Actinopteri; Cypriniformes; Cyprinidae. The record is from RefSeq and is a predicted model, not a curated record. Gene Ontology annotation, biological process: axon guidance; actin polymerization-dependent cell motility; actin polymerization or depolymerization.